AUGACUGACACCGACACCGAACAAUUCCGCUCGGAAUUGCUCGAAAAGAUUCAGAGCCUUGAAGCGAAACAAAACGAAAAUGUAGACAAAAUUUUGGAAAAACUGGAGUCGUUGGAGAAAACUACGGAUGUUAAUAACAAUUCCAUUGAAUUGAAGAAGUCGGAAAACAACUCCGGAAAAGGAUUCAUGCUGACUCAUGUCUUCAAGAAUAUCCCAGAAAUCGAAGAAAAUAAAGAUUACAAUUCUGACACCGAGGAAUAUUUCAAUGUUCCAUGGAAAUUCAGCAUCACCAAACAAGACAAAAGAAUCGGAUUUCUUCUUUUUUGCGAAAAAUCGAAAAGCACUGAAAAUUGGCUUAUCGAUACAGAGUACGAGCUGAAAUUCAGAAUUCCAUCUGGAAGAAGUGUUGAAAUUCGAAAAUUCGAGCGUCGCUUCGAAAAUUCUGUUGACGGAGGCUGGGGAAGUAAGGAGUGUAUGGAAUGGGAUCAGCUAGAGAAAGAAUUCAUUCAUGAUGGUUCUCUGAUUGUUGAAGUUUCUGUGAAAAUCAAGAAGAUGGAUGGAACCUAUCAGAAGACCUCGAAACGAAGCUUCAGUGAACCUAAAUUUUCGGAUGCUGUGUUGAUUUCUGGAGAUCAAAAGUUCUAUGUUCCGAAAUUGCAUUGCCUGGACAGUUUGAAGACUGUGAAGGAUAUUGAAUCGGUCCUGUUCUCGGAUAUCCUGCAAAUGGAUCCAGCGAUCGUCGCCGCCCUUUUCAGUAAAUGCAUUUUCUUCUACAAUAAAGAAAAAGAAGAACAGCAAAAGCAACAAGUAGCCUGA
Molecule: messenger RNA, 816 nt
Organism: Caenorhabditis briggsae
Lineage: Eukaryota; Metazoa; Nematoda; Chromadorea; Rhabditida; Rhabditidae
Exons: 3
Coding region: 1-816 (271 amino acids)
Molecular function (GO): protein binding
Source: RefSeq, a predicted model, not a curated record